CGUUAUGUCGCUUAAUCACCCGUCUUACUGAAAUCUGCGAAACGUAUGAGCGGCAUCGAGCGAAAGGUACCACAGAUUAACUCGUCAGGAUACACCAGUUAAGUGGAAAAUGACAUCACUGAAGUUCGAAGGAAACAAAGCACUGCACAAAGGUUGCGCAUGUAAUUGUUUAUUGUCUUGAAACCGCAGGAUUUUAUAGCCCUAGGAUGGUUAGCGUGACUACCGGCAAUAAGUAUACACCGCAAUGGCCUUUUGAGAAAAGACUGUGGCAUUUCAGAGGGUCAUGGUAGUGUGGAUAGAGUGCACACUGGGCCACCUGAUUGGAGCUACUUUAUACAGGUGUUUGCAGGUGAUCCGAAACACUUGAAGUGCCACAGCAUUUUACCACUGGAACAUUGUAUGCAUAGAGCAGGUGGCUUGGCCAGCCGUUGCUUUCUCUUUCACUGCUUUACAUUGAAAUGCAUAAGAGAGGGUGAUAAGACAUUGAAAGUAAGUCAUCCUAAUUUUGAUUAAUCUAGCCUCGGGAUGAAGAAAGAUCUACUAGCAGCGACGUAAACGGACUCCGCACAUUACUUACCUUUGUGCAUUUUACGUUUUUUAACCGAUUUCUUUGCUACAAAGGACAACGUAUCACCAUCGAAGCCCAUGAACAUAGAUACAUGUAGCUUCUUCAAUUGGUUGAUGUCAUACCCAGUACUUACAAUGAACAUUUCCUCGGUGAGCAGUAAGUAAUACACUAAAAGAACAGCUGAUAUGCACAUUAGCAUAUACUUAUACCACAUGUACGACACAUCUGCACUGUGCUCGGUGCACGCCUGGCUAUUGUCAUGAAUGAUUGCCAUUAGCUAGAAGCCUGGACUAAAGAAAUUCGCUGAAUCAGAUUAACGUACUCCGCAUAAAAGCCUAGUUUCCAAGCAGUUGCUGCGCCGGCUUGCACUCACUCAACAACGCGUUUCGAGUACCUGAACAUCAGAGAUUCUAUUUUCUGCAUUUCAGCAUUUCUAUUUGCUGCGCUUAGUGACACAAAUAGUAGCAUUGCCCGUAAUGCAAUGAUAGAUGUCGGGGCUGAUUUUGCAAAGUUGCGCAGUGUAUAGAUACCGUAUCAAUGGCUGGCGUUGGCUCAAGACCGGUUCGUAAAACAACACCAGACGAACUGGCGUGCCCGAUAUGCCAGGAGAUUUACAAGCAACCCAAGGUUCUACCCUGCGGACACACAUAUUGCAAGACCUGUCUGGAACAAUGGAUUCAGUCAAACAAAACCUCCCCAAAGCACCUGACGCGAUUCCCUUGCCCAUGGUGUAGAAAGGAGACCCCCUACCCCAGAAACGGAGUGGAGGAAUUCGCCACAAAUUUCGCUGUGCAGGGCCUGCAGGAGAGAAUGGUGUGGAGGAGCAUUUCUGAAAAAUCAGCUGAAAACAAAGGUGAUGAUUCCAGCGCUCGUGGCCUAUCAAAACCGGUUGUUACCAAUAAUAGUGGUCAUAAUUCCUAUUAUCGAACAAACUGUAGAGGGCGGCAGUAUGCCUCGUGCGGCCAUGAAGAUCGCUUGACCCUAUUUUGUCACCAAUGCCAGGUCAGUUUGUGUGCAGACUGUAUUGAUUCGCAUAUAGGGCACGUUUUUGUCAGUCUUAAAAAGCGGCAAGCAAUGGACGACCUCAAGACGGAAUUUGAUAAACUGAGCACACAACUACGGGACAAAGUGGAAAAUGUGCAAGAACUGCGAGAUCGAUAUUUAGAAACAAGUCGGGUUAUGGAAACCUCAAUAACCGCUGCGACAAAGUCGGUAAUGAAGCGGAUUCAGACCAUGAAAAGAACGCUAGAGGAUAUCGAAAAAGACCUCAUGCAGGAGAUUGAGUGCGCGCACACGAAAGAAUUAGAGGAAUGGGAGAGACGAAUAGAUGAUAUCGAAGAGAAACUCGACAACGCCGAGGGCAGCGAUGCCUACCAGGCGGCAAGGAGAUUAAGUUAUCAGGACUUCAAUUCGCCUGAGGAGCUGUCCCAGAAGAUUCAGCAGAUGCGCCAUCGGCUUAUCAACUUAUCGACGGUCAAAGCCAUUGAUGCCGCGGUGCAGGUCGAAUUCCAACCGGCAAAGAUCGAUCUUUUAGAGAGAGAGAUAAGACUCCUCUGCGGCCACACAGCCGUGUGUUAUAAAAAGAUACUUACGUCCUCAGCAGAGCCCCCCAGCGAUUUGAUCGAUUCCAGAAAGUUUAUGAAUAGCUUGUAUUUAAAAACUGUCAGAAUACUUAGGGACGCAAGCCGGUCAUUUGGGAUCACAGUGGCUGCCGCUAACGACCGUACGAAACCAAUGCGAGUAGUAAAACUGUCUGCGUACGCGAAAGACACUGGGUUGAAUCUCGGAGACGAAAUUCUCACGAUUAAUGGCGUUCGUACGGAGGGGAUGAUGCAACAGGAGACGUAUGACCUCACGCAUGACGCCGACCAGCUCACUUUGACAGUGAUGUCACACCAGAAACUGUCGACGUCACAUCCGACCACGCCCACCAGAAAGUGGGAAAAAUUGAGAUGUUUUUUUACUCGCGGUUCCGGCACUGGGGGAAAUGGCACAGCCGAGUGACUUCCAAGCAAAAAAUGAACCACAGAAAAGUGCCAUUAAACUUUUAACGUGUCUUAUAAGGGGUUGUUUUGAAAAAAGUUUUGGAAAAAGGAACAAGAGAAAAAACUAUAUUGCCUUAUGACCAAUGAUGCAGUGUUGUGACUUAUAAUUGUCAUUUUAGUACUUCCUAUGCCAGUGUUUGCUUAUUUGUGAUGAAAUUUAAGAGGGAAAAUGAAAGCAAGCUGGUGGCUUUAUUUUAUUUUUAUGAAAAUCUACAUAAGAUGUUUGUAUAAUAAUAUGUCUUCAGUAGAGCGUGAAUAACACCUUUAAAUGGAGAUGGUGAAAAGGGGAAUAAGUAAAAGAAAAUGAAAAUGA
Molecule: messenger RNA, 2926 nt
Organism: Lingula anatina
Lineage: Eukaryota; Metazoa; Brachiopoda; Lingulata; Lingulida; Lingulidae
Molecular function (GO): zinc ion binding; protein binding
Source: RefSeq, a predicted model, not a curated record